Pogona vitticeps (central bearded dragon) is the source of this 3344-nucleotide messenger RNA. It is a transcript of the gene LPAR3, whose product is annotated as lysophosphatidic acid receptor 3. Lineage: Eukaryota; Metazoa; Chordata; Lepidosauria; Squamata; Agamidae. Gene Ontology annotation, molecular function: lysophosphatidic acid receptor activity. Gene Ontology annotation, biological process: G protein-coupled receptor signaling pathway. The record is from RefSeq and is a predicted model, not a curated record. Gene Ontology annotation, cellular component: membrane.
AAAGCGCCUUUGCUGCAAAAGGGCCGAGCGGUCCAAAACGCCUCGGCCAAAGGAGGGCGCCUCGGUCCCGCCAGGGCUUCCCACCCUCUGCCCGUCUUCCCUCCCUCGGAGUCAGGAGAAGCAGGGAGCCGCCGCCCACGCCGCCGCCAAACUACCACUUAUUUCGCCGGAGCCGCCGUCAAAGCUACUCCGCCCGGCUCCGCGGCGCACCGUCCGGCAAGGGGCCACUGAGGAGCGGCGGGGCGAAUGCCGGGCAUGUGGGCAGGCCACUGAGACGCGGGCGUCGGCUGUGGAUGCAGUUUCCUAAUCCAGGAUGAAUGAAUGCCACUAUGAUAAACGCAUGGACUUCUUUUAUAACAUGAGUAAGGCAGACACGGCAGACGAGUGGUCAGGGACAAGUCUUGUCAUUGUUUUAUGCUUUGGGACCUUCUUUUGCCUCUUCAUCUUCUUUUCGAAUUCACUAGUCAUAGCAGCUGUGGUCAAAAACAAGAAAUUUCACUUUCCCUUUUACUACUUGUUAGCCAAUCUAGCUGCUGCGGACUUUUUUGCCGGCAUCGCUUAUGUGUUCUUAAUGUUUAACACAGGCCCAGUGUCAAAAACAUUAUCUGUUAAUAGGUGGUUUUUGCGUCAGGGACUUCUGGACACAAGCCUGACAGCUUCUCUGGCCAACCUGUUAGUCAUUGCUGUCGAGCGACACAUGUCAGUCGUGCGGAUGAGGGUUCAUAGUAACCUUACAAAGAAGAGGGUGACAUUUUUCAUUUUGUUGAUUUGGGCCAUAGCAAUUUUCAUGGGUGCGGUGCCUACACUGGGCUGGAACUGCAUCUGUGACAUAUCAACCUGCUCUUCCCUCGCUCCUAUUUAUAGCAGAAGUUACUUGAUAUUUUGGACAGUCUCCAACCUGGGAGUUUUCUUCAUCAUGGUAGUGGUGUACAUAAGAAUUUACAUGUACGUCCAGAGGAAAACCAACGUUUUGUCUCCCCAUACUAGUGGAUCCAUGAGCCGCAGGAAGACUCCAGUGAGGCUUAUGAAGACAGUCAUGGCCGUCUUAGGUGCCUUUGUGGUGUGCUGGACGCCUGGUCUUGUCAUUCUGCUUCUGGAUGGCUUGAACUGCACCCGAUGUGAGGUUCAGAAUGUGAAGAGGUGGUUUCUUCUCCUGGCUCUGCUGAACUCUGUCAUGAAUCCAAUCAUUUAUUCUUUAAAAGAUGAUGAGAUGUCAACUACUAUGAAGCGCAUGAUCUGCUGCUCUUUUGAGGAGAGAAAUCAGGAGCGCCACUCUUCCAGGGUCCCUUCCACCGUACUCAGCAGGAGCACAGAUUCCUCCAGUCAGUACUUUGAAAAUGGCAUUAGCCAAGGGACUAUCAGCAGCAAAGAAAAUGCAUGAGCAUUUUCUCCUCAAGGUGUGGACUGCUAUGUGGUGGGGAAGAGUGGUAGCAAGUGGAAUGAAUCCUGAACAUGCUGAGGUCACUGAAUCUUGAAACCAUAAAAUACUGUGUUCCGUGUAUCAAAACCCACAUUUCAGGGUUACCUGAACAAUUACCGGAUGAAGAAAUAAUGUACUUGAAGGGGUGAAAAAGAAAAGGAGUGAUCUUACACAAUGACCUAGCACAAGCCGUAGAAACCUUGUGGAAUCUUCUUGCCUCAGCAACCUAGUUAUCACAGAGGCUGUAUGGGAACCUGUGUCUGGACUGUACCAUUACAAACUAUUCUUGCAGGGUACAGUGAUUCUCAUUGCUGAACAACUUCACAUUCAGUGUGUAUACUUGAAUGUGUCCAUGUCAAUAACUAGGAGGACAGACAGAAGAGUUAUGGACUUUCCUCUCUACUUGUUAGUUGCUUUAGUAGUAAACAAUAGGAGCAUAUUGACCUAUUCAAUUAUGUGAGCUGUUUCACCUCUGGAGUCUAAAAUGGUAAAGCCCAGAAGGACCAGCCCUGCCAUUAGGCAGAAUGGAGCAACUGCUAUUGCUGAGUCCCCAAGCUUUGUUUCUGAGCUUCUCAGAGUCCCAACCGUUCCCGCAUUUCAGAGGGAAACACUAUACUGUACCUGUCGCAGAGCCUACUCUUACCCUCUAAACAGGCCUGUUGCCUUCAGGUGUGGCAGAGAAUGUUCUGGCAAUUCCAGUAACAAACCGUCAUUUGGCAGUUAGUCGGCAUUUGUACCUCGAACUGAGGAAAGGUGCCAUCGUGUUCUUCACCACAGGCAGCAAAAUGUCCCAGGUGGGCCUUGUAGCCCAGACAAUAUGUAAUCUUUUCAGAUAAACAUGGCUAAAAGUAUUUUUCAUGACAUAAGUGAGGUUGUAGAACCAAACUAUAUCUUCCUUAUGUGUAUCCAUGUUGUUUACAUCAUGCUUAGUGUAAAGGUUUGCCAGUUUCCCUUCUAAAGGCAAAAGUACAAUGGAUUUCUAAAAUAAAUAGCGAGCAUGCCGCAGGCACUCAAGACUGCCUCCUAAUAACACAUUACUUCACACAUAUGCAACUUCUGUGUCUUGUUAAUACACCCAGAUCAUCUCCUAAUCCUUAUACUGAAGGGGUGACUGGAUCCCUGGUCUUUACAAUCAUUAUAAAUACAUACUGGGGUAACUAUUGGAAGAUUAAUAAUAACUUUGAGCUUCCAUGAAGCCUCAUCUUUUGAAAAGCCAAGUUUUGAAGAACAUGUGGUUAAAAUGAGAGUGUAAUGACAAAGAAACAGAGAAGAAUAUACUGUAUAUUCAUUUGUGGUUUAUCAACAUUAUCCUUUCUGGUUGACAAGAGAUCCCUGGAAAGAUUUCUACAGAGGAAUCAAAUGGUACAUAUUUUUAUUUUAGUGUACAGUACUUAAAACAAAUUCCAUAUGUAUAGAUUUAUUUUCACACUGUACUUUUUAAGUGGUUGUAUCACAUGUGAACUGAGGUCAAUGAUAUAACUAAUACGAUUGUCCAAUGUUUUAAAUAAUUGUUUAUUGUUUGAGUUUGGGAAAUGCUCUUCAGAUACAGGAAUUCUUCCAGAAGAAAUCCUAGGCCUAACUGCACCUAAUAUUAAUCAUGUUACUUGGAAUCACAUCCUCCUUAUUUAUUUACUUAUUUCACUACAAGUGUGUAGCAUUUAAUUUUUAUUAGGACCACAGUGCAUGGAAAGGUGAGGUUUUGCUCUUUGCUCCGUCCACCCAUGAUUGCAACAAAUAUCUCUCCCUGCACACUGCACUUGGGGUUUGGAUAAAAGCCCCCUGGGGGGUAAAUAAUGCCUGUAAGUGAACAAAGUAACAAAUUUGGUCUGAUUUCAAGCAAUGCAAUUGGUAUGGUGUAUAGUGGUUUUGGCAUCUGGCUACAGAGCCAGAAGUAGAGAGUUUGACUCCCCACUGUACCUCCUUG